AUGGAGAACGCAAAUCUGUGGACUCGGAGAUCGAACAGGCUUUCUUUGUCAACUACGGAUACUCGAGACAUACACGGAAAGUCCGAGCCUCAGAGAGGCUCGUCCAAGCGGUUUGGCGGUGACGGCCGGUCGAAUCCCUUCAACGCAAUUUCUCCUCUAUCCACAACCGUCUCAUCACCGUCCACAAACGCUUCUUCUGCCUUUGGGCUCGGCUCCGGGGCAUUCGCCUCCUUUGGUUCCGCAGCAAAAACCCCCAAAACGCCGGGUGCCUUUGACUUCGCCUCUUCAAAACCCCGACCCCCAAAAACAGAAGGCGAACAUGGUGGAACCGGACCUAAGAGCGUCAAAUCUAAAGGCUCAUCGUCUUCUCUCAACAGUUCUCAUACUAGUGGGCCCAAAGAGCAUUCCAUAAAGUCAACAUGGGUUGUCUGGUACCGCCCUCCUACACCGAAAUAUUCCGAUUAUGAAAAAUCUACAAUAGCCUUGGCAUCUAUAUCAUCCGUCGAAAGUUUUUGGACAGUGUACUCACAUUUGAAGCGACCUUCUCUGUUACCUACCGUUUCCGAUUAUCACAUUUUUAAGAAGGGCAUUCGCCCAGUUUGGGAAGAUCAAGCAAACAAAAAGGGCGGGAAAUGGAUUGUUCGGUUGAAAAAGGGAGUGGCCGAUCGUUAUUGGGAAGAUCUUUUGCUAGCUAUGAUAGGCGACCAGUUUGCUGAAGCGAGCGACGAGGUCUGCGGGGCAGUUCUUAGCGUUCGUAGCGGCGAGGAUGUCUUGAGCGUGUGGACAAAGAUUGAUGGGGGGCGUAAUAUUAAGAUCAGAGAGACAAUUAAGCGGUUAUUGAAUUUCCCAUCGGAUACCAACAUUGUGUGGAAAAGCCAUGAUGAUAGCAUAGCACAAAGGACCGCCAUUGACCAGGCUCGGCAAGACAAGGCUACCGGGAACCAGGGUACCGACCGUCGACGUGGUACUCACACUGACGAUUCUACAACCGAAAAGGGCAAAGGCGCUGCAUCUUGA
This is a messenger RNA of Ophidiomyces ophidiicola, 1017 nucleotides long. RefSeq lists its product as uncharacterized. Bases 1 to 1017 code for a protein of 338 amino acids. The record is from RefSeq and is a predicted model, not a curated record. The transcript has 3 exons. Gene Ontology annotation, biological process: translational initiation. NCBI's taxonomy places the organism in Eukaryota, Fungi, Ascomycota, Eurotiomycetes, Onygenales, Onygenaceae. Gene Ontology annotation, cellular component: cytoplasm; eukaryotic translation initiation factor 4F complex. Gene Ontology annotation, molecular function: RNA 7-methylguanosine cap binding; translation initiation factor activity.